CUCAGCGUCAAUCAAAAAGAUGAGGGGAUUUUCUCCUUGUAAAUACAACAAUUAUAUUCCCUUUCUCUCUUCUUCAAUAAUUAGAUGUUAUUCUUCAGUAAAGGGUAAAGUUGGAGUAUACAUCAAUGUUGAGAAUGAGGUAAAGUGCUUGGAUGAUGCUGUUAGUCUCUUCAAUCGAAUGGUCAGAAUGAAUCCUCUUCCUUCCGUUACCCUCUUCUGUAAAUUAUAUAAAAUUAUGAUAAAUAUGAAGCAUUACUCUUCUGUUGUUUCUCUUUUCCAAGAAAUGCGGAAAUUGCGUAUCCCAAUUAAUGAUUUCAUGUUAAAUAUACUGAUUAACAGUUAUUGCUUGAUGCAUUGUGUUGAUUGUGCAUUUUCGGUGUUACCCAUUUACAUGAAGACUGGCAUUCCACUGGACGUCGUCACCUUUAACACUCUAUUAAGGGGAUUAUUUGCUCAAAAUAAGAUCAGAGAUGCUGUUGAAUUGUUCAAAAAAGUGGUGAGGGAGAAUAUUUGUGAGCCCAACCAAGUCAUGUAUGCAACCGUCAUGAAUGGGCUCAGCAAAAGGGGUCAUACUCAAAAGACUAUAAGUUUGCUUCGGCUAAUGGAACAGGGAAACACUAAGCCCAAUAUAUAUAGCUAUGCCAUUGUUAUUGAUGCCCUUUGCAAAGAUGGAAACUUAGAUGGUGCUAUCAACCUUUUGAAUGAGACGAAACAGAAAGGCAUUCCUCAGGACAGAGUCAUAUAUGGUUCAUUAAUUGAUGGUCUGUGUAAGCUAGGUCAGUGGGAGAAGGUUAGGAAUUUCUUCUCUGAGAUGGUGAAUCUUAAUAUUUAUCCAGAUGUGUACAUCUUCACCAUGGUGAUUGAUGGACUAUGCAAAGAACGGAAAGUUGAAGCCGCCGAGGAAGUAAUGGAACACAUGAUCAAAAAAGGUGUAGAGCCUAAUAUAAUCACCUACAACGUGAUAAUGGAUGGAUAUUGUUUGCGUGGUCAACUGGUUAGAGCAAGGAGAAUUUUUGAUAUAAUGAUAGAUAAGUGCAUUGAGCCUGACAUCUUUAGCUAUAGCAUACUAAUAAAUGGAUAUUGUAAGAAAAAGAAAUUGGCCAAGGCCAUGCAAUUGCUUGGUGAAAUUUCUCAAAGGGGAUCAAAACCUAAUACUGUUACCUACAAUACCAUCUUGCACGGUCUGUUUAAAGUUGGAAGAAUUGGUGAUGCAAAAUGAGUUUAUGCUGAGAUGCUAUAUGCGGGACCCAAACCUGAUAUAUGCACUCAUUCCACUGUGCUCGAUGGUUAUUUUAGGUACGGACUUGUUGAAGAAGCUAUGUCACUCUUUAAUAAGUUGGAAAGAAAGCGAGAAAAUACAGAUAUUGCACUUUACACGGUUGUCCUUAAUGGAUUGUGCAAAAAUGGUAAACUGGAUGAAGCUCAUUCUGUUUUUGAGAAGCUUUCUUUGAUCGGAUUGACUCCGAAUGUGAGAACAUACACUACAAUGAUAACUGGAUUUUGUCUACAAGGAUUGUUAGAUGAAGCUAAAAGUAUGCUAAGAAAAAUGGAAGACAAUGGUUGUCCUCCAAACAAUGUAACUUAUAGAGUUAUUUUGCAAGGAUUUCUCAGGUGUAGCAAAUUUAGUGAGAUGGAGACUUUUAUGAAGGAAAUGGCUGAUAGGGGCUUCUCUUUUGAUGCAAGUACAGCUGAACUUUUGGUUAACAUUGUACGGGAGAAUCCUUCCGUCCUUGACAUAAUACCAGAGCUUCACUCGAAAAAUAAGUACUGAAUACUUAUUUUGGCUGGUUUAUUUGGUUAUUAUACAAUUUUCUUUUGUCCCUGCAUGAGAAAUGGCAUCCAAUGCAGUUGCAGAAGUUGAAAAAAAUGGCAUUUAGAACACCACUUGAGCUUUUUGGGCAGGCUUCAGAGGAGUUUUGCAGGAUGAUUUAUUGGACGCCGACAUAAAUAGUUGGCCAUAGUUAGACAUAUGAAAGUCAUAGAGCUGGGAAGAUUAUCCAAGUGAUGGACAUUGCGGACUUUAUGUCAGAAGAGGUAAAUUUGAGGGCUCUUCUCAUAUGAAAGAAAUGUGCAGCAUUGAAAUGUGCUCCCUGUCAGAAGCUAUUCUAGUAGCUAGAUCUGUAGUUAGAUUGCAAGACAUUCUUUGACAUUGAUGCUCAAUGUGUUUUUAUGGGUUGCAGAACAAGCUCAUCAUGAUCACACCAGAAACUAAAGUACGAAAGUAUUCAAUUGAUGAUAGGUGUUAUUUUUUGCCUCAUUUGUCAAACAUCUAGCCUUCUCAAUGAAGAUAAGCUUAAAUACUUUGCAACAUAGUCUAUCAUGCUCCUGUACAUUUUCAGCCUUACACCAAAAAUCUGAAAAUUAUAUACAUCUAUAUUUAAAUUACAAGUGUUCUCUUUUUCACCUUUCCCUUCCAAAUCAUAACAACUUUGCUGGUCUUGUGUUCUCGAGCUAUUUGAUGUCCUAUACUUUUCCAGCUCACCAACAGUUCUUUCAGAGUUCCCAACAUGGUCCGUCUUAGUUCAACUAAUUCCAAAAACAUGUACCAAAAAGGAGCUGUAAACUUCGUAACCUUCUUCACAGAGGAUAUACCUGUUGCAAAUUAUUAUUCCUCUUCUUUAUAAGUGAGCAAAAAAGCCAAAAGUAUAGGCCUCUUCUAAACUUUAGAGGGAUUCACGUGCCAUGAAUUUUUGUAAAGUUUUUGCCUCAUUUGCAUAUUCCUUUUUAAACCAAAAGUAAAGUAACAAGAUAUAAUAUAACUUAAUCAUGUGCACUGAGUUUUGUUUCUCCUAAAAACAAUUCGAAGGAGUUUAACUGUUUACUUUUUUAAAUUUUCUUUUAUUGUAUUUUAGUUAACUGUUUACUUAAUCUCUUGUUUUGUUGAACUUAGGAUUCUUCUACAAUUAGUAGCUACCUUAUCUUUUUCUCUUGUGUUUCUAGAGAUAUUUCCAUGCAUCUUUGCUCCUAAGGUGUUAGGAGAGCGCUUGUGUAGUCGGGUUAGUAAUCCUAGGACUGUGUCCUUGAGUAGGAGCUUCUAGUCCGGAGAGUUGGGGUGAGGUGGGUGUCUUUGGUUUGUGAGUGUAUGUUACUACUAGGUGGGUGUCCUUUUCUUGUUUCUUAUUACGAAUUGCUUGUAUUUCUCUUAUUUCGUAUUUCUCUUAUUUCGUAUUUCUCUUAUAUCUAUUUCUAUUAUUUUUUAUUCCUUAUUUCUGCUAUGCCAUCCCUCCUGUUUCAUGUGUCAUUACGACCUUGUGUACUAUUCUUUAUCUUGAGCCGGGGGUCUUAUCGGAAACAACCUCUCUACUUCUUCGGAGGUAGCGGUAUGAACUGCGUACAUUUUGCCCUCCCCAGACCCCACUUUGUGGGAAUACACUGGGUUUGUUGUUGUUGUUGUUGUUGUUGUUGUUAUAAGUUGUGUUGAGUCAAACAUGUCUUUCUUGCCAGUAGCCAUGUGAAACAUUCAACCGUGUAAGGGGCUUUGUCUCCAAUGCCAUAUAUGAUGUUGCCUACUACCUUGGGAGAAUACCUUGUAUCCUGAUUUUAUCGGGAAAAUGCCGGAUUUCUAUUCGGUCUUGUCUGUUUCUGCUUUCAUCCCUUGGCAUCCGUCAAUCACUAGCAAAAAUUGGCUCAUUCCUCCCUUUCACAGUUCACUACACCUUCUGUCCCAGUGUUUUGGAUGGUGAAAGGAGACAAGAGGCGACAAGGUCCCGCCUCGCCACGCGGUGAGGCGAGCGGCGAGGCGAGCGCCUUUUGAAUGUACGGCGACAAUUAAUAUAAAAAAUUAAAAUAAUAUAUAAAUGAUCAAAAUUUCAAUAACACUAAUAUAUUAGGAAAUAUUUCAAGUCAAGAAUUAAGAAUAUAUAGUAGAUAGAUACUAAAAGUCGAGAACUUAAAUAACUCAAGAAUUCAAUAUCCAUAAAACAAGUCUAUUCUUCUUCAAGGUUCGCAUAAUCCUCAAUUCCGACAUGCAGUUCAUUAUAUUGUCCCUCAUCUUCUUCCUCUUCGGAUUCUUCAUUAAAUAGGGCCCGAGUCUGACUUGAACUUGUUGCUUUUCCCUUGGCAAGUGACCUUGACCUUGACUUUCUCCUAAGACCAUAGACAAUAUCAUCAUCAGCCCCAGCUGCCAUAGCAACAGUACCCCAGUUAAGAUCACUUUCCUCAAACACUAGUUCAUCUUCUUGAUCUUCGGGGCCAACAAGUAACCAUUCAUUCGCAUCUUCAGUAUUUUCUAACAUAGUAGGAUCGAUGGUAUCGCGAAUAUCAUAGCGACAUGCCAAUGUUCUAUUGUACUUAACGUACACUAGUCCACUGGUUGUAAACUUAUAACAGUAACACUGACUGUAACAGUGCAAAACACUGCUGGCCGCCGGAAAAUAUAAGAAAAAGAAGAUAAAAAGAGGAAUAAAUAAAAAUAACAGUACCAAAAGACAUAUCCAGUUGUUGGCUUAAGAAGAAGAAGAAAAAAGAUGAAAAAAAAAAAGGAAAUCAGUGCUUACCGGAGUUUCGGAAGUCGCCGGUCGCCGGAAUUACAGUUGUGCGAUGAAUGAUAGCAGCCACAGUGAAUAACUUGUAAGUUCGUAGUGUUAAAAUGUGUAGAUACACCCUAAAAUUAUCUUAUAUACCCAAAACCCUAAUUUUUUUUAAAAAAAAUUAAAAGGCGUCGCCUUUCUCGCCAAGUCGCCUCGCCUCGCCACAUCGCCAUUAUCGCCAAGGCGUCGCCUUUUCAUUUUCGCCUUGCCAUGGACUGCUGUGGCGACAUAGGGUCGGCUCGGCUCGCCUCUCGUCAUUGGCGACGUGGCGUUCACCAUUUACAACACUGUUCUGUCCAAAGGUGUGCUCUUGUUACGGAAUUCUAUUAUUGAAAACACUGUUGAGCUACAAUAACUAGAAUUUUGGAAGUUAGUUGGGAUUGGCGCUUAGUGGCAAUCCCAAGGCUGCUAGAUUUUUGUUUUCCAUGAAAUUUCUUCAGAUUCCGUUGUUCAUCAAUUUCGAUAGUUAAAUCUGCCUUCUGAACUAUGUGUGGUUGAAAAGAGUGUUUUCUGAUGCAUUAACUUGUAUUUUUCAGCCUAUCAAUUUUCCUAUGAAUAAUAUCAUUUUGCUGUCUGAGAUGAAGUCAGUUUCCCUGUCGCCUAAAUUUGUUCCACCAUUUUCCUACCUUGUUCACAAAGCCUUCAUGUUCCAAUCACAUGGUUUCAAAUUUGAAAUAUGAUGUUGUUCCUACCUUGUUCACACUGUUAACUUUAGAGGAUUACGAGGUAUUCAUGAUCAUAUUGAGGAAGAUGAGAGUUCAGAGACAGCCCACCGUGAAGAAAGAAGCUCAAGAAGAUAAUCCGGCAUAUCGCAUGUGUA
Capsicum annuum is the source of this 5349-nucleotide messenger RNA. RefSeq names its product putative pentatricopeptide repeat-containing protein At1g12700, mitochondrial. Lineage: Eukaryota; Viridiplantae; Streptophyta; Magnoliopsida; Solanales; Solanaceae. The record is from RefSeq and is a predicted model, not a curated record. The transcript is spliced from 3 exons. Gene Ontology annotation, molecular function: protein binding.